This is a messenger RNA of Sphaerodactylus townsendi, 2749 nucleotides long. It is a transcript of the gene PKIB, whose product is annotated as cAMP-dependent protein kinase inhibitor beta. Gene Ontology annotation, biological process: negative regulation of cAMP-dependent protein kinase activity. The transcript is spliced from 3 exons. The record is from RefSeq and is a predicted model, not a curated record. Bases 111 to 347 code for a protein of 78 amino acids. Lineage: Eukaryota; Metazoa; Chordata; Lepidosauria; Squamata; Sphaerodactylidae. Gene Ontology annotation, molecular function: cAMP-dependent protein kinase inhibitor activity. Gene Ontology annotation, cellular component: nucleus; cytoplasm.
GAACCUCUCUCCGUUCCUCGAGUGACAGCCGCAGCGUCGGGUCCGGGCCGAAGAGAAAACAAAUAUGAUGGGCGUGGCUUCUGAUGUUGCUAUGAGGAAAGAAGUCAGAAAUGACUGAUGUGGAGCCUGUGGUCACAGAUUUUGCGGCAUCGGGAAGAGCAGGUCGCCGAAAUGCAUUACCAGACAUCCUAGGUUCUUCUGCCGCUGGAGCUGGCACAUCGGAACUGCCACUUAAACUAGCUGAGCUAUCCAUGUCGGAAGAUGAAGGAGCUGAAGGUGGAGAAACCUCAUCCUCUGACGCUGCAAUGGAAAAUCAAGAAGCAGAAGGAAAAGGCAUAGAUUCUUAAUGUCUAAGGAUUGCUUGGUUUAUGAUGAUCACCAACCAAUUUUGCUCCCGACCUGUGCCAGACUCUGACACAAGAUUGGUUUCUGGGUGAGAAGAGAGGCUGCUUAAGGGAUUCUUGAUGUUACCCAGGCCAUCAGAUAGCAAUGUAUCCAUGUACAAAUCACAGUUAGUGACAAUCUGCUGAAUAUCUGUUAAGGUUUUAGAAUUGUUUUCUGUCCUGUAAUGAAAUCAGCUCCACCAUAUUAUUUUGGACUAUGUAAAUAAAUAAGCACAACCAACAAAAACAUCAACUCGAACCCUAUCAGAAGACAAGGAAAAAUGAAUUAAAAAACCUUAUUAAACCUGAUCCAGAGCCAAUAUCCAAAAUGCAUGUAUGGUUCACCAGGGUGCAGUUGAGCAGCCUAUUUACUAAAUUUUUGAAAACAAAUGUACAUCAUGGGAUAUAUCAGUGGUUCUCAACCUGGAGGUCGGGACCCCUUUGGGGGUCAAACAACCCUUUCACAGGGGUCGCCUAAGAUUCUCUGCAUCAGUGUUCUCCAUCUGUAAAAUGGAUAAAUGUUAGGGUUGGAGGUCACCACAACAUGAGGAACUGUAUUAAAGGGUCGCAGCAUUAGGAAGGUUGAGAACCACUGGGACAUAUGAAUCCCAUUCUUAAAGAGGCACCAUAGAAAGAAGUGAAGAGCCCAUGUGGUGUAAUGGUUAAGUGUAGUGGAUUCUUAUCUGGUGAAUGGGGUUUGAUUUCCCACUCCUCUACAUGAAGCGUGCUGGGUGACCCUGGGCUAGUCACAGUCCUCUCAAAACUCUCUGAGCCCCACCUACCUCACAAGGUAUUGUGGGGAAUAGAAGGGAAGGUAAUUGUAAGCUACUUUCAGACUCCCUAAAGGUAUAGGAAAAGCAGGUUAAAAAACCCAACUCUUCUUCUAAAUAUGUUUAAAAGGGCAAAAGGUUAUGGAAUUGUAAGACAUUGUCUUAGUAGUGUUCAGCACUUGUCUGUAGAGUUUCAUAGCUCCGCAGUGGUACAGUAACCAGAUUCCAAAUCAGUAGAGCCUCCCGCACUUUAGAAUAUGAUGAACUGCACUGGAUAAUAGCAGUCCAUUCUGCUGCAUAUGGGCACUUUCUUCUGGAACCUUCCAAUGAUGCAGAAGACUCUUCCACCCUUGAGGAGACUCUGGUCUUAACAGGCCAUUCUUUGCAGCAGUGGAAUGUGCCAGCAGAAAAGAUGGUUAGGAUCCAGCCCAACAUUUGAGGAUACUGGAAAGAUGUCAUAACCAGAAUCUUGUGGGUUUCGAUGACUCUUACAUAACUAUAUCCUGCAAAGAAACCACAGUGGUAAGAGAUGCACUUGCUGGUAAAUAUCUCACCCUAACAAUAGAACUUCACAGACUGUGAGCUGUUAAAUGGGAUGUCUGAAACAGAAAAAAGGCUUUUGGAUUCUCCAAAACUGCACAUUUAUCAUGAUAUUGGCUAGAAAGGCCCUUCUUGAUUGAAUAACAUUUCCUUUAUCCAUUUACCUCCCCAAACAUCAGAGGUUAUUUCCACAGAAUCUGGAAUAUACUGUAUUUGUUCCAGGCUAGGCUGCUUAGUCUUUAAAGGAAAUGGAAUGUAACGUCUGUAACGUCAUAAAGACUUUCUGAAGCUUGGACUCCCACUAGAGAUGUACAGGUGUUCAGAGAAAAAGGAAAAAUGCUCCCCCCCAGCAUCCUUUCAAAAUAUCAGGAUGCACUGAGAUCACCUGGGAGUUUCAAAUUCCUUUGACUGGACUUCCCCUUUCUCAUGUUUGACGUCUUCUGGGCCAAACUGUAUGUUCUUCAGGGAUAGCUGUGAUUAACCUCCCAACUUUUUUUUCAAACUCAAAUGCAACAAGGUGGAGAGAAUGGAGAUGCAACAGAGGAAGCCAGUAUCUAGCCUUCCUCUUAGUACCAUUUUCUCGAUAAAAGUGCCCCCCCCCCAUGCUUUUUACCCCAUAAAAAUGUUAUUUUUCUCUUUGGAGUAAAAUAAAAUUUGGUAAAGUAUUUUGCUAGAGAAAAUUGAGAAGGGGGAAGAUUUCGACAUCCUCUCUCCACCGCCCCAAUACUUCUGCUUUCUUGUAAUUUGACCCUAAAUGAUCUUGAUGUUUUGUUUGUCUAUAAGUUUUUAAUGUAAUCUUGUGGCAUUUGUAAAUCAUUUUAAAUUGGGUUUGUUUCAGCAUAAAAACGAAAUCUCUUUUGCUCAGUUGUGUCCUUUACCUUUCAUGUUUUCACAAGGUCCCCGAACACAAGCUUUCCAUCUGAGUUAGGGUGUGGAGUUAUUGAUUAAUGACUGGUUCUGUUUCAGUCAUCACAGUGAAAGCAUUUCCUUCUUUGUAGAGUAUGCCUGUACCAAAGGUUUGAUCCAUGUUUUAUAAUAAAGGUUGUAUUAUUUAAA